CUAACUUUUCUGGGCAUAUCCGAGAGGCAAAUUCAUGCAGCUGAGGUUAUUGAAGGCUGAAGCGUUGCAUCCUGAGAUUGCUCUACGCACAUCGGGGCUGGAAUGGGGUCUCGUGGUCCAUCCCUUCCUGGCGCCCCACGGAUGCAAAUACCAGAAUGGCGGGGCCUUGCGCAGUUCCCAGUGGCCACUCAGCAGGCACUUCACAACCUGCUGGAAAAGUUGAGACAGAAGGACAAGGAUUCUCUCAACAUUCUGGUCCUGGGGAAGGGCGCGGUGGGGAAGAGCUCCACUGUCAAUUCGAUAGUCGGCGAGCGGGUCGUGACUGUGACGCCGUUUCAGGGGGAGAUAGUUCGGCCCGAGGUCGUCUUCCGGCAAAAGGCGGGCUUCACGCUGAGCAUCUUUGACACCCCGGCCAUCGACGACGGGUCCGUGAACGAGGACCUGCUUAAGGGAAUGCGUGGCUUCCUGCUGGAGAAGCCCAUCGACGCUCUGCUCUAUGUGGACCGCCUCGACACGUACCGUGUGGACGAUUUGGACCGAGAGGCGAUGGCAGGGAUCACCAAAGUGUUUGGAGCGCGGCUGUGGAAGGACGCUGUGCUUGUCCUUACUCACGGCCAGUGCAAUCCCCCUGAAGGCACCACAAUCUCUGAGUACGUGGCUAGGCGAACGGCGAACGUGGUGGCGGCCAUCAAGCAGGCGGCAAAGAAGGGCGGGGUAACGCUGAACGAUGUGCCGGUGGCUAUAGUGGAGAACUCGUCGCGGUGCAACACCAACUCCGGCGGAGAAAAGAUUCUGUACGACAACAGCGUGUGGCUGCCCGCGCUGGUGGGCAAGAUCGUGGACGUGGCCCUGCGGCCGGACAAGGCCGGGCCGUACAUGGUCACCGAGGACAUGGUGCUGCCCAUCGACGGCAACAGCCGCCUGCGCUGGCUCAUCGCGCCCCUCCUCGCCCUCCAGGUGGGGCUCGUCUACAGAUUCUUUGCGAAAAGGCUACACCAAGAGCAGACGGGCCUCCGGCCAGAGGAUCGUUUCCGGUUGCUCACACACAAAGACGUCGAGAGAUGGAAGCAAACAUUCAAGCGUGCUGCACUAGAGGCCGACGACGACGAUGAGGACGAGGACUGAUGCAACGAUCAGUCCUCCUCGGAUGCAAUUUUGGCUCUGCAAUGUCGCCCGUUUUGAAGUUGUCGUUACGGAUGGGUUUCAGUUCGAGUUGCUCUUGUGCGUGUCCCAUGGCAACCUUGAUUGGCCCAAAAUCGCACGCAGCCCGUGCAGAAAAAGUUAAUACGUGCGUCUUAAGAUUUAGUCCGUGCGGUUCAAUUUGAAGCGAGCUACACAUGCGAUCUUGAAAUCCAAUCAAAGCAACUCCAACGUGAUUUUUGAUCGCUUUUAUUUUGGAAGACCAAGCGACUCAAUCCUAAUAACGAUUUAUACAAUGGUCAUAGGGGUCACGUUCGUAACGAUCACAACUUAGAACCCAUG
This is a messenger RNA of Klebsormidium nitens, 1482 nucleotides long. NCBI's taxonomy places the organism in Eukaryota, Viridiplantae, Streptophyta, Klebsormidiophyceae, Klebsormidiales, Klebsormidiaceae. The record is from the annotation of a GenBank genome assembly.